Molecule: messenger RNA, 1203 nt
Organism: Saccharomyces eubayanus
Lineage: Eukaryota; Fungi; Ascomycota; Saccharomycetes; Saccharomycetales; Saccharomycetaceae
Product: S-adenosylmethionine-dependent methyltransferase
Exons: 1
Coding region: 1-1203 (400 amino acids)
Molecular function (GO): S-adenosylmethionine-dependent methyltransferase activity
Source: RefSeq, a predicted model, not a curated record
AUGGACGAGUACGCCAGUGAAGACCAAAGAGAAAACAAAGCUAUAGCUAGCGUGAUCAUAUCGUUCCUAAAGUAUGAAGAAUAUGCCUUAAGAGAGUUUCACGGUUUAAGAGUAAAGAAAUGGGAAUCAAUCUCGGAUCGCCAGAAAUCGAUGAUCCCAAACUACACGAAAUAUCUAGCAGAUUUGAAAGUUGCAAUAAAAGUGAAUGGCAAGUUUUUCAGAAGCGUGGCUGAAUGGGCCAUGCAAUCCAUAAGCAUUGGACCAGAAGAGAUGGUACAGCCCGAUGAUACGGAUAUGAACAAGACCUGCUCUUUACUUAUUCAGGUAUAUAGGGAAUGGUCCACAGAGGCUGUCUCCGAACGUCGUUGUUUACACUCAAGGCUCAUACCGGUUUUGAAAGCGUUGGAACCAUCCCAAACUAAUAUUCUUAUACCAGGUAGCGGGACAGGACGCCUUCUUGUGGACCUUAGUCGAAUGGGGUAUAAUUGUGAGGGCAAUGAAUGUUCAUAUCACAUGCUGCUUGUAUCUCAAUAUCUUCUAAAUGCAGGGCUAACCCAAGGAUCAACUAUCAUCUAUCCAUUCUUGCAUUCUUUUUCCCACUGGAAGGGCAACGAGGAUCAAUUGACUCCUGUCAGGAUCCCUGAUAUCGAGGCGGGGUCUUCAAAGAGAGUUAUGGGGCCUAUGUCCAUAUGUGCUGGCUCGUUUGUCGAUUGUUAUGGUCGAAAUCAGGGCACAAAGAUUUCUUCUCACUAUACAUUUUCACAAAGGAUGCAAAUGAGCAGAGCAAAGGCAGAAAACUCGAAAGAUAUCGUAAUAACAAACUUUUUUAUAGACACAGGGCCCAAUAUCUUGGAUUACCUGGAUACAAUAGUACACGUUCUAAAGCCCGGUGGAAUCUGGUGCAAUUUCGGCCCAUUGUUGUACCAUUUCGAAAAUGACCAUGGAGUCGAGACCACUUACGAAGUCAACCCGUACUCCGGGUUCCAGGACAAGGUCAAUGAUUCCACACCCUUGAUGGGGUUAGAGUUGUCUGGCGACGCUAUCAUAGAGAUCGCUACAAAAUGUCUGGACUUCGAGCUAAUGCAAAGAGAAUCAGGAAUUCUCAGCGGAUAUGGGCGCCACGUAGGUCUAGAAAGUUGCGCAAUGCCCGGGUACAUGUGUCAUUUCUGGGUCUUGAAGUGGAGCCCUGCUGGCAAAGUGUGA